AUGGUCUGCGUAUGGCAUGACCUGACUGAAAUCAAGAGACGUGAGGCUGAGUUAGAGAAAGCGAAGGAGGCUGCAGAGGCUGCUAGCCAAGCCAAGAGCCAGUUUCUGGCUAACAUUAGCCACGAAAUCAGGACACCCAUGAAUGGUUGCAAGAUCGAGGCUCGUUCCAUAGCGUUGGAAUCCAUACCCUGCAGCCUCAGAGAAGCCAUUGAUGAAUCACUGUCCUCAGUUCGGGUGUUAGCACUGCAGAAGGACCUAGAGCUCAACGCUUUUGUCGAGGAUGCCCUUCCUUCGGAGGUCAUUGGAGACCCUACCAGGAUUCGCCAAAUUUUGCUCAACCUGCUUUCCAAUGCAAUCAAAUUCACCGAGAGUGGCAGAAUCGAACUACGAGCCUUUAUCAAGGACCCCAAGGAUUCGCUGACAGUCCAUCCCCGUCUGUCACCAUGCACUUCAUCCUGGGCGGAGGGUAAGGAGCCUGGAAAGCGGAUCAGGUUACUGGGUGAUGCUAAGGAUUCUACGCAGAGAAGUGACCCCACGAUCUCUCUCAUUCAAUUUGAGGUGUCUGACACUGGAAUUGGAAUAUCUGAGGACAUGAUUCCGACGCUUUUUCAACCGUUCACACAGGCAGAUGAGUCAACCUCAAGGAAGUACGGAGGCACAGGGCUGGGCCUAGCUAUCUGCCAGUCCCUUGUGACCCUCAUGGGCGGUAAAAUAUCAAUCUCGUCCACACUUGGUCAAGGCUCAACGUUCUCCUUCACACUGCCAUUUCGAGUACCAGAGACAGCUUCAGGCCCACCACCAGAGAUUUCUCCUCGGAUGCUCACCUCAGGAAGGAACAAUUUUGUUCCUGGACUUGCAGAAGCAUCAGUGCACCUUCCUCCCCUGCAUGUCUCAAUACCCCAUUCAACCUCCCUGGAGUCCCCGUCUCCUUUGGUAGAGCUGCGCUCGUUUGCAGGGCUGAGGUGUCUGGUGGUGGAGGACAAUCCGGUGAACCGAAUGGUGGUGGUGAGGCUGCUGGGCAGCCUGCAGGUCACCUGUGACGUGGCAGAGGAUGGGGUCAAGGCGGUGGAAGCAUGCCAAGCCAAGGAGUAUGACGUCAUCUUCAUG
Molecule: messenger RNA, 1107 nt
Organism: Closterium sp. NIES-65
Lineage: Eukaryota; Viridiplantae; Streptophyta; Zygnematophyceae; Desmidiales; Closteriaceae
Source: the annotation of a GenBank genome assembly